Messenger RNA from Rubroshorea leprosula, 2570 nucleotides. Lineage: Eukaryota; Viridiplantae; Streptophyta; Magnoliopsida; Malvales; Dipterocarpaceae. The record is from the annotation of a GenBank genome assembly.
AUUCUCGUCACAACUCGCAAUGUCAAGGUAUCAUCUAUGAUGGAGAGACUUCCCAUGCACAGGCAUGAUAUGCAGAAGCUAUCUGAUCAUGAAUGUUGGUUGAUAAUUGAGGAUACUAUUCUCAGAUCUUCCAUAGAAACUUCAAUACCUUCGGAUUUAGAAGGUAUUGGACAAGAUAUUGCAAAACAAUGUGGAGGGUUGCCAUUAGUUGCAAGUGUCAUGGGAGGAACAUUGGGUAGUGAAAUUUCUGCUGAUAGGUGGAAGGAGAUUAGAGAUGAUAAAGCAUGGAUAUCACAAGAUGAAAAUAAUAAGAUAUUAUCCAUAUUGAAAAUAAGUUUUGAUCGUUUGUCUUCACCUUUGAAAAAGUGCUUCUCUUAUUGUUCAAUUUUUCAGAAGGAUUGUGUUAUCGGAAAAAAUGAUUUAAUUCAACUCUGGAUGGCUCAAGGUUUUCUCCACAAAUCUACUAGCCUUGCGACAAUGGAGGAUAUAGGCAACCACUACUUCAAUGAGUUGUCCAAUUGUUUAUUCCAAGAUAUUGAAUGUGAUUUUUGCAAUAUUGAUGAGAAUUCUACUAUUCAACAUUUGAGAGUUGAGUAUGAUGGAGAGGUUCUUCCAACCAUUCCAAGGAGUAUUGCUCAAAGGUUGCAUUCAUUAUUUUCAAAUGUUGAUGUUUUCUGUAGCAUGGCAUUAGAUCUUAGAAACUUACGAUUUUUAAAACUAUUAAAGGGAGGUAAGAAGAUAGAGUUGACACCUUCACUCAACAAAUUGAAGCAUUUGAGGUACCUUGAUGCCUCAGAAACAAGCGUCAAACUUGAGGCAUAUAUAUUCUUAUCCCCCAUUCUAUGUCUCUACUCAACAGUUAACUUCCCUUCAAACAUUAUCAAAAUUUUGUGUGGGUACAAAAAAGGGAUAUGGGUUGAAGAAAUUGGAUGCUUAAACCAGUUAAGAGGAGAACUAGCAAUUUCCCAUCUUGAUUGUGCAAGAUCCAAAUUCGAAGCCUCUAAAGCAAACUUGAGAGAAAAAAAAUUGUACAAAUUGGAAUUUACAUGGAAUGUAGACAGAAAAGGCAACAUCAAUGAUGAAGAGGUUAUAGAAAGUCUUGAACCUCACUCAAAUUUGAAAAGCUUAACCAUUGAGAACUACCGAGGAAAGAACUUCCCAUCAUGGUUAGUGAGAAGCAUCGGUUGUUCUGGUUCUUCAUUUCUUCUCAACAACUUGGUGGAGUUGAAAUUAUUACAUUGCUAUGAAUGCACGUGUAUUCCAAGUCUGGGACUAUUGCCUAGUCUCAAGGUUCUUCACAUUGAUUAUAUGACACAAGUAAGAAAAAUGGGUCACAAGCUUUAUGUGAGGAAUCAAUCCACUGGGGUAGAAUCAAUCACAUUGUUCCCAGCUUUGAAGAAACUCAAGAUGUGGCACUUGAAAAAGCUAGAGGAAUGGGUUGAAGUUGAUGAGGAUACAGCGGCAGGAGGCGAAGUUGAGAUCGUUUUUCCUGGCCUUGAGGAGUUGGUUAUUUUUGAUUGUCCAGAGUUGAAGAUUUGGUCCAUGGGUGGAUUUUCAUCCAAUCAUAAGCUCUCUAAUUUGAGUAUAUGGGAGUGUCCGAAUCUGAUGGUCAUUCCAAACAUAGAUGGGCUGUCAUCUCUUAAAAGAAUAGAGCUUGGAGGCUGCAAGGAAUUACCAACUGGGCUUGGAUCUUGCAUUUCUCUCCAGGAGUUGAUUAUUUACAAUGUGCCCAAUCUAAUCUCUAUUCCAGAAGAUGUCGGAAUACUGCAUUCUCUUACUUCUUUGACUAUUCAAAAUUGUGAUAAAUUGAGAAUUCAGGAGUUCUUAGGCGGCCUCACAAUUAGCUUGAAGGAGUUGCGUGUGGGUCCUUUUUGCCGAGACUUGGAGGAAUUUCCAUUACCAAGACUCAAUUCUAUUGCCUCCCUCGAAUCUUUAGCAUUGUGGGGAUGGGAUAAACUAAAGUCUCUGCCACAUCAACUUCAACAUCUCACUGCCCUCAAGAAAUUGGAAAUAUACUCAUUCAAGGGAGUGGAAGCUUUGCCAGAAUGGUUGGGAAACCUCUCUUCAAUUCGGCGGCUGGAAAUUCGGUAUUGCCCGAAUUUGAUGUGUCUGCCUUCUCUUGAAGCCAUGGGACGCCUCUCCAACUUACAACUUCUUUAUGCUUGGGAUUGUCCCAAGUUAGUGGAAAGAUGCGCCAACAAGAGCGGCUUUGAAUGGUCCAAGAUUUCCCACAUUCCCAAUAUCAUAAUAGGUGAUAUCGAGCAAGGCGAACCCUGGAGGUGCUAGCUUACCUGCUCCGAAACCAAAAUCUUGAAGAACUGAGGGUGAUUUUCUGAUAGGGUACCCACCCAGAUAAAUGUCGCCUCCUUUGAAUUGUUGAUGCUCACAAACAGAUUUAACUAUUUCAGAUGCAAGUAUAAACAUCCUUCUUUGCUCAUCAAAGUUUCAAAUUGUCUAGGAUUGCAAAUUAGUUAAGUGAAUUCGCUUUGCAGAUGUAGCUUGUUAAAUUAAAAAGCUUAAUUUAGUUGAUGAGCACUGCAGCUUUACUAGUAUAAAUGUUGGCAAUAGUU